This is a messenger RNA of Drosophila obscura, 2163 nucleotides long. RefSeq names its product suppressor of lurcher protein 1 (gene Sol1). Gene Ontology annotation, cellular component: plasma membrane. Lineage: Eukaryota; Metazoa; Arthropoda; Insecta; Diptera; Drosophilidae. The record is from RefSeq and is a predicted model, not a curated record.
AUGAGAGGAGUCUGGCUAUUUUUAAACCACAACGAUAGCCGAGCAGCCUCAGCAACUGGGCAGCAUGGAAGGAUAACGAAUGCUGGCUUCACAGUUUCACUUUGGCCGCUGACUAUGGAGGCCGCUUGGUUAUUAGCUCUGGGAUUAGCUCUGGCUCUGACUCUGACUGUGAUUCGGAGCAGCAAUGGCCAGCAGCAAGUGGCUGGCAAACAGUCGCAACUGUGGCUGGACUGCUCCUGCCUGCAUGCCAAUGAGCGGAACGCCAGCCAGUGGGGCAGGCUGAGCAUCAACGCAAGCCAGGCGCUCGGCGCCAAGAACAACUGCCUGAUGGUAUUUAUUGGCGGCAUGGAUGAUGAGCUGGUUGCCUUUCAGCUUGAGCAGUUGCAGCUGCGCGUCGGGUGCUUGGACAGCGUUGAGGUCUUUCCGUAUCUGCGCGAACCCGUCAUCGAGAACUCAACUCUGGCGGCGGACACUUUCUGCCAGCACAGCAAGAAUCGCACUGGCACGCCUAUUUAUAGCUCGGGCCGACUGCUGGGACUGCGUCUGCGUUUCCAGCAUCCACCGACAAAGUUGGACAGCUGGAACUUGAACCUAACGGCCAGUUAUCGGUUCCUGAAACGAGAGAACUUCAAGACCGAGGGCCGCCUGGUGCCGCACAGCUACUGUGACUUUUACUUCUUCGCCAGCCUGGCGGGCAGCUUGGGCCAGGGCUACUUUCACUCGCCCCGCUUUCCGGCCCACUAUCCGGCACACAUCAAGUGCGCCUACAAGUUCAUCGGACGGCCGGAUACCCGGGUGGAAAUCCUGUUCGAGGAGCUGCAACUGCCGCCGGUGCUCAGCGGCGGCUGUCAACUGGACGCCCUGACCAUCUUCGAUGCCGAGUCCGCCCACAUGAACGCAGUGCUGGAUGUCCUGUGCACGCCCUGUCCCACGCGUCGACUCGUGAGCAGCGGCCCCGAUAUGCUGCUCGAGUUUAAUGCCAGCUCGAACCGCACGGCCAAAGGAUUUCGCGGCAAGUACAAGUUUGUGUCGAGUGGACAGGGCUCGUUGCCGUUGGCCCAGCCACCACCCACUCUGACGGACGCAGCAUCGGCACCCAUUCUGGAGGCAGCCAAGCAGGAGAAGCUGCAGCAUCAGCAAUCGUCGCCGGCCAGGGUGAACAGUCUUCAGACGGAUGCGGAGCUCUCGAAGCCCGGACGUUCAUUUGAAAAAUGCCAGCACACGUACGAUUCGCGUGUAAACAAAUCGGGAACGUUUGAGUCGAAUCAGCUGUUCUUCAGCAAGAACUCGGGAGUUGCCAGCACUGGCGCGAGAAGCAUUCUCUGCCGCUACGAUUUUGAAGCGCAACCGUCGGAACGCAUUCAAAUUAAAUUUCACGACUUUAACAUACCAACUAUACACGAAAACUCGACUGAAUGCCAGGCAAAUGAUGCUCUCCACGUGAUGAUUGAAGUUGGCGGCAGAUACGAGACACAGGAGCUUGUCUGUGGCCCGUAUCUGCCCAAACCUCUGAUGUCGAAUGGCCCGCAAAUCCAUAUGCAGUACUACGGGAAGUACCCACCUCAACUGACCAACAAGGUGCAAUAUUACGGGUUUAGAGCGGAAUACAGAUUCCUGACAAAUUUUGGCAUCAUGUCGGGCGUCCAACAGGGCGAGGAAUGCACUUUUGUGUAUAACAGCAGCGAACGCAUCAGCGGCCUCUUCCAUUCGCCCAAUUUUCCUGGAUACUAUCUGGAGAACGUUGUUUGCAACUAUUAUUUUUAUGCCGGCAGAGACGAAAGAGUUGUCGUACAUUUUACAUACUUUGAUGUGGAGGGCAUCGGCGCGUGUGAUCAUCAGACCGCAAGCGACUAUGUGGAGUUCUCGAAUUUUAUGAGCACAGAUCGAAAGUACAGUAAAUACUGUGGCAAGCUGCAGGACUUUGAAAUGCGCUCGGAUGGUCGAUUCUUUCGAGUCACACUACACUCGAACGAUCGGUUUGUGGCCAUUGGGUUUCGCGCUCUAUACACAUUUGAGCCCAUUCCUACGAAUAAAUCCAGCGCCGAUCUGCGAGGCAACGCCUCAAUGCAGAGCUAUGUGUCUCAUGCACCCUCACAACAGGAUUUCUACAACAUUAUUGCACUUAUUUUGGGCGCAAUUUCAUUUAUAAAAUAUAAUAUAUAA